CUCAGAAUUGUUAAUGUUCUGAUGGUUAUCCUGGCCAUCUAAAUUAUCUUUCAAAGAAUAGCAAAUUCAUCAAUCCAUUUCAAAAUGUCUAAAGGAAAUUUAUGAAGACGGUGCUCAGGAAUUAACAUUAUAUAAGAAUAUGGAAUUACAAACUGAAUAUGCUAUUUUAAAACUUCCCUUGGAUUCCAACCAUUCCCAGUUGGAUAUUGCUAACAGGAAAGAAGCUUUUGAACUAUCUGUGACAGAUACAAGACCGGAACAAAUAAAAACAAAGCAAAGUAAUGUUUGGAAUGGAACGAUCAUAGUUUUCCUGUUGAUUCUCAUAAUUAUUCUCAGCUGUACAAUUGGGGUACUUGUUUAUCAAAUGCAAAGUUAUGUUGAAAAUAAGAAAAAUGGAACAAAAAGCACAUGGGAGGCAGAGUUCAAGGAAAAAUGCUCCUUUUCUGAUUUACGAGCUGAACUGUGCAUCAAAAAUCCAAAUGCAACAAAUGAUCAGGAAAAUGAAUGUAAACUUUGUCCUGCCAACUGGAAGCUCUUUCAGGAAAAUUGUUACUUAAUUUCUAAUAAUAUCCAAAUUAAAGGUUGGAAUGAUAGUCAAACCUAUUGUAUAGGAAUGAAGUCUCAUCUACUGGUCAUAGAAAAUGAAGAACAGAUGGCAUUUUUUGAUCAAAUACUUUAUAAAGAUGCCAGCUACUGGAUUGGACUGUAUUUUGACAACAAUAUAAGGAAUUGGACUUGGGUGAAUUGUGAAACCUGCAAGGACUUUCAGCUCCAUUUCAAAAACACUCGUCCUGGUGAUAACCAUUGUGUACUGAAAUCAAACAAUUAUGAUUUGGAGAAUUGCAAUAGUCCACACAGCUGGAUUUGUCAAAGGAAAGCCAGCAGAUUAUACAGAUGAGUGGAGAAUGACAUAUCAAGUACUGUUGAUAUUUUUUAUUACAACUAUCCAGAUGUCUCUGCAACUUAAAGUAUUCUGUAUACUGACUAGACUAUGUAACUACAACUGUC
Molecule: messenger RNA, 1008 nt
Organism: Bufo gargarizans (Asiatic toad)
Lineage: Eukaryota; Metazoa; Chordata; Amphibia; Anura; Bufonidae
Product: CD209 antigen-like protein E
Exons: 7
Coding region: 140-898 (252 amino acids)
Source: RefSeq, a predicted model, not a curated record